GCGCUGCCACUGCCAGCCAACCACGCUCGCACACCGCAGGUAUCCACCCACUCGUCUUUGUGUUGCGUGCCCCGCCAAACCCCCGCAACUCUUUCCCCGAUCCGGCGGCGACCACGACCUCCUCGCCGGCCCCAGCGCCACCGCCGCGCCAUGGACCCGGAGGCGGUGCGGAGGACCCUCGAGCCCACCGCUUCCGCCGCGGACAUCUCGGGCUCCACCCCUUACGACUCCUUCGUCAUCAGCGGCGUCCGCCUCGAGGCCGCCGAGCACGGCCGCGUCCUCUGCUCCUUCGUCGUCACCCCCCGUAUCGCCAGUCCCCAAGGGUACCUUCUCAGCGGCGUCACGGCAACGCUCGCCGACCAGUUGGGCUCGGCCGUGUUCUUCUCCAGCGGGGUGGGCACGAGCGGGGUCUCCCUCGAGAUCAGCGUGUCCUACGUCGACACCGCCGCCGUCGGGGAAGAAAUAGAGGUUGAGGCGAAGCUAUUGCGUGCUGGAAAAUCAGUGGGUGUUGUCUCUGUUGAUUUCAGGAAGAAAAGGAGCGGCAAAUUGAUGGCUCAGGCGCGUCAUACAAAGUACCUUGCUGUAUCUAGCAGAUUGUGAGGAUUCCCUUCAGUUAUACUAAUAUCUUCGAAAGAGUACAGUGCCUGUUUGGACUUUGGAAGGCAGGAACUGCACAGAAAAUGGCGUAAGUCCUCUGAAUUUCAUGCCAAAUUCCAGCCAGCAUUCCAAACAAGGCCCUAAGAAAGACGGGGCAGCUGGAAAGUAUAACACCUGUAAAAUCCUAUUGUAUUGAUGCUUAAUCUUCAACUGAUGGAUUACUGUAGUCUGCCCUCAUCUUGAGGGAGACAGAUUUCCCCCUCGUUCAUUAUUGUAUAAUUGGCGUGGUGACUAAAAGAUGAGUGCCCUUU
Triticum aestivum (bread wheat) is the source of this 908-nucleotide messenger RNA. Its product is annotated as acyl-coenzyme A thioesterase 13. The coding region runs from base 151 to 600 and encodes 149 amino acids. The transcript has 4 exons. Gene Ontology annotation, molecular function: fatty acyl-CoA hydrolase activity. The record is from RefSeq and is a predicted model, not a curated record. NCBI's taxonomy places the organism in Eukaryota, Viridiplantae, Streptophyta, Magnoliopsida, Poales, Poaceae.